AUGGCAGACUCGGAAUUGAAACCUACCUUGCACCAUUUGAAUAACUCGCAAUCGCAACGUAUCCUGUGGCUCCUCGAGGAACUCGACAUACCCUACAACCUCUCUCUUCAUAAACGCGGCGAGUCAGGUCCGAACAAAGCAAGGGCGCCGCCAGAACUGAAAGAAACACAUCCGUUGGGCAAGGCGCCGCAGUUGGAAACAGCCGAUGGUAGAGUGGUUGUGGAAUCGCUGGUGAUUGCAAGAUAUCUCAUCGAGACAUACGACAAGUCUGGCAAGUUCCGAGGAGAUAGCGCAGCCAACGACUGGAUCCGCGACGACGAGCUAUGCAAUCUCGCCUCUGCCACAAUCAGUGCUCCAAUGACCCUGGAGCUCGUGUUCAACCUGCUUGUUCAAUCCUCUCCGUUCUUCAUCCGCCCUUUGGUUUCAGUCAUUCACAAGCAAGUCUACAAGGCUUUCACGGGACCCGAGCUGGAUCUGUAUUUUCAAUAUUUGAAUGACCAGUUGGGGGAUCAGGACUAUUUCAUGGGCACCUCACCAGGGCGCGCCGAUUUCAUCAUCUCAUGGCCGGUGGAUAUGUGCGUACAGAACCAGUUCGUAGACCUCGAGAAAUAUCCCAAGCUGGCUGUCUGGUCUCGCAGGUGUCAGGACCGCCCGGCGUGGAAGAGGAGCAUGGAGAAGGGGAAUGGCUAUUCACUCCAGUUCAAGCUGUAG
Capronia coronata CBS 617.96 is the source of this 711-nucleotide messenger RNA. RefSeq lists its product as uncharacterized. The record is from RefSeq and is a predicted model, not a curated record. Lineage: Eukaryota; Fungi; Ascomycota; Eurotiomycetes; Chaetothyriales; Herpotrichiellaceae. The transcript is spliced from 2 exons. The coding region runs from base 1 to 711 and encodes 236 amino acids.